Porites evermanni is the source of this 1053-nucleotide messenger RNA. Lineage: Eukaryota; Metazoa; Cnidaria; Anthozoa; Scleractinia; Poritidae. The record is from the annotation of a GenBank genome assembly.
AUGGCGGUAAACAUUGGAUACAAACAAUUUCCCGAAUUCGACGUUCGGAAUGACCCCGAAACGGUAUACGCGCGCUUCUCAAAAUAUGCUAAGCGGUUCAAGAACAACCACUUGAAAGCCCACAACAUCACAGACAAGCACCAACAAAGAUCAUUAUUCCUAGACUCGAUAGGCGAAGCCACACUAGAUAUAUUCGAACAGCUUGACGAUACGGGAACGGAUUUGGAUGGAGCUAUCACCGCACUACUGAACAAGUUCAAAGAAUCGCAAAACCGGCUGUUCAAUAUACACAAAUUUCGUUGCACUAUACAGGGAAAAGAUGAAACCUGGGACUUGUUCAUCGCUAGGCUAAAACCAGAGGGCGAACACUGUGAUUUUCCGGCAGGGUGGUUGGAUACAGAGAUAUUAAUGCCCAUGAUAACGAACGGCAAAUCAAAGAGUGAGAAGAAAGCUUUUGCAAGACCAACUAACGCUAGCUGAAGCUUUCAAAUACGCUCGUGGCCUUGAGAGUGCGGAUCAACACGCUACAAGAGUAGAAAACCAAACGACGACCGAAGUGACUGUCAAGCAAGAAAUCAAUAAAACCACUGUCGACAAAGGUAGAGAAAAACUGUGUUUUAAUUGCGGGAAACGUUGUCCACACCAGAGGGGACAAAGAAAAUGCCCAGCUUUUGGAAAACAGUGUACGCGAUGUGGCAAAAGAAACCAUUUUGCAAAGGUUGCAAAAACAAGCAAGAAAUUAAAUUAGCCCAAGGAGGCGAGCAAAUAUCUGACACAUCGUCCGACAGCAGUGAUGAAGAGUCCACGUGCACGCUGCAAGAGGUAAACCCCGUGGGACAGUCACACAAUAGGCCCCUAAAAACAGUGCUAAUUAGCGGAGUUGACAUUACGGUACUACCUGACAGCGGUGCUACGGUCAAUGCUAUGGAUGAGGCAACGUUCAAGAAAUACAGCCUAAACAAAAGAGUAAAGGUUAGAAAGUCAAGAUGCCAAAUAAAACCAUAUGGGGCAGUGUCGAAAGCAAACACCCUGCCUGUUCUGGGUUGUUUUGAA